GGACGAUCCAUGGAGGCCCGACCCCCUCCUCCCCCGCCUGGCACGAACUAUCUGCAGACCAUUCAGGCGGAAGUAGAUAACGUCCUGGUCGCCCACACGUUCACGGUCUUAUAUGUCCCGCUCUUCAUCGCGCUCCUCUGGUUCUCCACACCGCGCUCGCGGAGACAGGUGUCGUUCGUUCUGAACGUCAUAUCCAUAUUACUUGCAUUUUCCGUGGGCGUUGUAAUCGACAUCUAUGCGGUCACGUCUCUUACGAACCCCACCAAACCUCUCUCAGCAUCUUGGACGAUCGCCAUCGGCGUCCUGGGUAUUUUCCAAUCGAUCCUUGUCGACACCAUCCUCCUUGCGCGUCUUUUCGUGGUAUACCCAUGGAGGAUCACCUCAAACCCCCGCCGUUUGCUUAUCUUUGGGUUGCCGAUCGCUCUGAAGCUAGCUCGGAUAGCGAAUCUGAUAGUUUACAUCAAACUCCUCGCGGACGCCGCAAGUAGACACCAAUCGAUAGAGUUGCUGAUUACAGCGCCGUACCUGAAGGUCGAGUGGUUCUUACAGCUCGCAGAUAACCUUUUCGCAUCGGUCGCGUUCCUUGCCAAGCUCCGACCGCACAUUCGUGGAGGGUCCCUUGGUCGCAAAUUGAAGACUUUGUUCUAUAUCGCGGUCUCCAACUUCGUUAUUCCGGUCAUCUUCUCCUUGGUCCAAAUCAUCUUCCUCUACCGCUCCAAGGAUUACCAGGCGCUGAACAGCAUCAUCUGCGUGAACACUUCCGUCGCGGUCAUUGGCGUCGUGUUCGCCACGGUAUGGGCUGGAGUCGAGAGGCAUGGCGCAGACACUAGAGCGCACGACCACGGCGAUCUGGAUACCGAGGCGGACGCGUACAAGCAGAACAUCAUCAAGAUGAUGCACAUGCAAGAAAGUACCGUGCAUGAUCCCUCUGGCACGCAGACGACGACUACGACGUACGCUGUCAUGCGACCCGGACCGGAGUCCAUAGGGCGCUCCCCGAUACCGCCUGGUCGCGAAAAGCGAUACCAGCGGCCUGUUACGCCCGAGGUGCCGAUAUUCUUCAUUACGGAGAGCGGGGACAAGAUACCGUUCUGAAGCAUAGAUGACAGACAUAGCAUGCAUUACGAUUGCGGACAUGCUUCGCAGGUCUUGAUGAUUCUGCACACUAGGUUGGGCCGCUAUUUGCUUCGACCAGCGCUCCGCGUCCACGGAGCGUGCUGAUGAUAUUCUUGGAGGAUAAGACGUUGCUGUAUUCUAGUCGCCGUUUUGUAUCGUUUAAUUGUUGCUUUAUACGAAUUUCACAUUUAGCUCAAGACUUGCUCG
This is a messenger RNA of Gloeophyllum trabeum ATCC 11539, 1323 nucleotides long. RefSeq lists its product as uncharacterized. The record is from RefSeq and is a predicted model, not a curated record. The coding region runs from base 10 to 1095 and encodes 361 amino acids. Lineage: Eukaryota; Fungi; Basidiomycota; Agaricomycetes; Gloeophyllales; Gloeophyllaceae. The transcript has 5 exons.